This is a messenger RNA of Chanos chanos (milkfish), 1683 nucleotides long. It is a transcript of the gene pou2f2a, whose product is annotated as POU class 2 homeobox 2a. The record is from RefSeq and is a predicted model, not a curated record. Gene Ontology annotation, biological process: regulation of transcription by RNA polymerase II. Gene Ontology annotation, cellular component: nucleus. The transcript has 13 exons. Gene Ontology annotation, molecular function: DNA-binding transcription factor activity, RNA polymerase II-specific; RNA polymerase II cis-regulatory region sequence-specific DNA binding. Bases 1 to 1683 code for a protein of 560 amino acids. NCBI's taxonomy places the organism in Eukaryota, Metazoa, Chordata, Actinopteri, Gonorynchiformes, Chanidae.
AUGUUUGUUCCCUUGCCGGUGCCGUUGGUGUUUCAGAGAACUGCUCCCGACUUCAGCGCCUGGCGUCUCAAGUCCCCGCUGGCUCUGCGCUCCAACAACGCCGGCUCCCCCGCUCCCGCCUCACGGCAGGUCCAGGGAAUAUUCAUGGGAAAAUCAGAGGAUACACCAGAGAUGCUCAGCACACAUGCACCUCCAGCUCCGCCGUCCCAGCCCCCACUCCCCCACACUCAGCUCAUGUUGGCUGGGAGUCAGCUCGCAGGGGACAUCCAGCAGUUGUUGCAGCUGCAGCAGUUGGUUCUUAUGCCUGGGCAUCCCCUGCAGUCCCCUGCCCACUUCCUCCUACCGCAGCCCCAGGCCCAGCAGGGACAGCAGGGUCUGCUACCGACACCAAAUUUAAUUCCUCUACCUCAGCAAAACCAAGGAGGUCUCCUGACCAGCCCACCCCGACUGGGGCUCCAAACUCAGAGGGAGAAGAGCGUGGAGAGUGCUGUUACCCCUGCCCCGUCCACUGCUUCAAUGACCCCUGUGACCCCCCACGCUGAGGAGCCCAGUGACCUGGAGGAACUAGAGCAGUUUGCCCGCACCUUCAAACAGAGGAGGAUCAAACUGGGCUUCACACAGGGUGAUGUCGGCAUGGCAAUGGGGAAGCUUUAUGGAAAUGACUUUAGUCAGACCACCAUCUCUCGCUUCGAGGCUCUGAACCUGAGCUUCAAGAACAUGUGCAAACUCAAACCACUGCUGGAGAAAUGGCUUAACGAUGCAGAAACUAUGGCAAUAGACAGCAUGCUGCCCAGCCCCAGCUCUCUGUCUUCUCCAGUGCUUGGCUUCGAAGGGUUACCGGGGCGACGUAGGAAGAAACGCACCAGCAUCGAGACCAACGUCCGUGUGGCUUUGGAGCGUCAUUUCAUGACAAACCAGAAGCCCACGUCCGAGGAGAUCCUGCUGAUGGCCGAACAGCUCAACAUGGAAAAGGAGGUGAUCAGGGUGUGGUUCUGCAAUCGCCGGCAGAAAGAGAAACGCAUCAACCCCUCCAGCGCCACCCCUCCCCUGCCCAGCCAGCCCCCCCCUGCGACGCACAAACCCCCCUGCUACAGCCCACACAUGAUGCCUGGUCAGGGACUAAGCCAAGCCGCCAGCGGCCUCAGCACAACAGCUGCGAGUCCCACUCCAUCUGCAGCCUGCCCUAUGAAUCCUAGUGGCCAUGCAGGAAUGAGCUCCGCCCCCCCACCAGUGACCCCACCUCCUCUCAGUACAGCUAGCCCCGCCCCACCCAGUCUGAGCAGCCCUAACCUCAACACAGGGAACACAUUGAUGGGUGUAAGCACAGGGAUGAACCAGGCCCUCAUCGGCAGCAACCCCCUGGCAACAAUGCAAGCCUUGGCUGCCAGUGGUGGCCAGAUGCCCAUUUCCACUCUUGAAGGCGGCGGCCAAAUGCUCUUGGGUGGAACUGGCGGGCCAGGGGGCGGACUUCGCCCCUCUCUCUUCCUCAGCCGCCCUACCCUGUUGCCAAUGGCAACAGGAGCCGGCAUGGGAUUGGUCAGCACUACCAGGGCUUCCCCACCUCCUGGCGCCAGUGGAGUGAGCCCAGAUUCAUGCUCCGCCUCUCCCUGCUCAAGCCCUGCCUCUUUCUGCUCUUUCAGUGAAGCCUCACCACCACCCCUGGGCGGAGCCAUGGCUGAGUGA